This is a messenger RNA of Fusarium venenatum, 663 nucleotides long. NCBI's taxonomy places the organism in Eukaryota, Fungi, Ascomycota, Sordariomycetes, Hypocreales, Nectriaceae. The record is from RefSeq and is a predicted model, not a curated record.
AUGGAGCCAGUUGGGUUGGUGAUCGGGUAUGUCGGAUUUACCACUGCCCUACUCCAACAGGUAGACGACAUUGCCAAAGCUUUCGACCAAGUCAAAGACAAUUCAGGGCAAGCUAGCAAUUUUAAUGUUGAAAUUAGAGCAUUAAAAGAGACACUCUUGGUGGUUCGUGACCUUGCAGAACAACAAGGUACCGAGGAAGCCAAAGUGCAGACCUUGGCUAUAUUGGCGGCAGAGAGUAGGAGUUUGGGGGCUCUUCUUGGUGAGUUGCAGCUCAGGGGCAGCAAAUUGGAUUCUAGCUCCCUUUGGCAACGUCUCAGCCGUACGAAGGUCAAACAAAUAUUAGAGCGAGUCAAAGGCCACCGCGAGACUCUUGACCUGCUACUGUCUACGUCGGGAUUCCUGUCUCCAAAUGACAAUUCAGACGGAACGAACCAGGGCGAACCCUCAGGACCUUCUGCAAACAUCAUCACAGAAUGGUUGGGGUAUCCAAACUUCUCAGAAAGGCUCGAGGUCUUGCAGGAUCGAUAUGUCACCGGGACUGGGACAUGGCUACUUGAAAAUCCUUUGUUUCAGCAGUGGCUGAAGGAGCCUGGCAAGCCCUUGUGGUGUACUGGUCAAGGUGAGCUUCUCGGUUGCACAUCUAUACGUCCCCACGGUUGCUAA